Molecule: messenger RNA, 4223 nt
Organism: Haliotis rubra (blacklip abalone)
Lineage: Eukaryota; Metazoa; Mollusca; Gastropoda; Lepetellida; Haliotidae
Exons: 37
Coding region: 47-4063 (1338 amino acids)
Biological process (GO): galactosylceramide catabolic process
Cellular component (GO): lysosome
Molecular function (GO): galactosylceramidase activity
Source: RefSeq, a predicted model, not a curated record
ACUGGGCCUGUCUGACGCUCAACGUGGUAGUCUGUACUGCUCUAACAUGGGUGUUCUUAGGACAUUAGUAUUGUUAGUCCUGGUAUACACAUGCAGCGGUCAGUAUACCUACCCAGUGGACGACACACCCGGACUAGGCCGGGUAUUUGAUGGUAUUGGUGCCAUCAGCGGAGGAGGGGCUACAUCCAAACUCUUGGUCGGCUACCCACAACAACAAAGAGAUGAAAUCCUGGAUUUCUUGUUUACCCCGAAUUUUGGAGCAUCACUUCAUAUUUUUAAAGUUGAGAUUGGUGGUGAUGCCCAGAGCUCAGAGGGCACGGAGGCUACACACAUGAGGAGCCCUGAUGACCAGAACUACAACAGGGGCUAUGAAUGGUGGAUGAUGAAAGAAGCCAAGAAGCGUAACCCUGACAUCAAGCUGUACGGACUCCCGUGGGGGUUUCCCGGCUGGCUAGAAGACCCUAUCAACAGCGUGUAUGGUCAGCCAGAACGUACAGCGCAGUAUGUGGCCAAUUGGGUCAUUGGUGCCAAGAAGCUCCACAACCUGACAAUAGAUUACGUUGGGUGUUGGAAUGAAAGAUUGUACAACACGACAUAUAUCAAGACUUUAAGGAAAGUCCUGGACAGCAAUGGCCUCCAAGACACGCUCAUCGUAGCUGCAGAUUACUUCCAAUGGGACGACUUUGCAACUGCUAUUUUGAAUGACCCUGAACUUGACAAAGCCAUCUAUGCUAUGGGAGUACACUAUCCUCACACUAACAGUUCUUCCCUGGCUCAAAAGUUGGGCAAACCUCUGUGGGCAUCGGAGGAUACAUCUGAAAAAGGCCCCGCUAACUGGAAUCGAGACUAUGUAAACGGGAACAUCACAAGCACCAUCGUGUGGGCGGCUCUGUGUAGCUGGUACUCCUUCCUGCCUCACUUCCCGUCGGCACUUAUACUGGCCAAUGAACCUUGGAGUGGACAUUAUGAGACCUUUGAUUUCCUAUGGCUUGCAGCUCAUACUGGCCAGUUUACCAAGCCCGGGUGGACCUACCUGAAGCACGGGUACGGGGUGGGGAAGCUGGUUAAAGGAGGCAGCUAUGUCUCUCUGAUCAGUCCGGACAAAAGGACCUUACAAUCAUCAUUGAGAAAAUGGCAAGUAUCACCCAGCUCAACAGUUGGAAAACAGUAUGAGGUGGGUGAAGAGCCCUACGUCCUGGCCCCACAGACUGGGUCAUUUGAGGUCAUGGACGUCGGAGGCACUCGUGGAAAGGUCAUGCGACAGAUGACCUUGCAGCGACCUGUGACCUGGUGUCAAGCAGAUUAUGUUGAGAUGGGCGUGGCCGUUAUUCAGACUGGCUCGGGCGAUGUCGUCCUUGACUGUGACAUUAAAGUGCAAUCCGGUGCGAAUGCUUCUAAGGGAGCCUUCAUCGCCGCUCGUCUGGACCAAGGAGGAUGCUGGUUGACAGAGACAAAGGGUGUCUUCUUCUUCAUUUUCCCCAGAGCAACAUAUUCAUGGUCACUACUGGAUUUGGAUACUCAGGCGACAGGUUUCAUCAAUGGCAACAUGGUGUUCAAAAUUACUGUUCCAUCUGAUAUCAAAUAUGGCAUGGUGGCAGUAGGAUCGGGAUCGUAUGGUUAUGCAGACUUUGACAACUUGAAGCUAGAACUACCUAAUCUACUGACAUACGUGUUCGGGGACGAUGGUGGAUUAGGAAGACGGUUUGACGGGAUCGGAGCAAUCAGUGGUAGAGGAGCAACAUCCAAACUGUUGGUCAACUACCCUCAAAAGCAGCGGGAUGAAAUACUCGACCAUAUGUUCAAGCCUGACUUCGGUGCUGCUCUGCAGCUUCUUCAAGUGGAGAUCGGUGGAGACAUGCAGAGUACAGAGGGGUCGGAAGCUUCUCACAACUGUGAGAAUAUAAGUCAAUUUCUGCGGGUAGUGUCUUCACAUAGGUGCUCCUUUUACAUAAUACCUGCACAAAGAUUGAGCUUAUCAAGCGUGUUUGUUAUUUCUACCCGAAGUUGUUCACUUUGCGGUAAUAUGGACGUCGUGGCAAGGAUCGUGCUGUUGUAUUUCGGAGUGCAGGGUUGUCUGUGUUCUGAGAGACUGACAUAUGUGUUCGGGGACGAUGGUGGAUUAGGAAGACGGUUCGACGGAAUCGGAGCAAUCAGUGGUGGAGGGGCAACAUCCAAACUGUUGGUUAACUACCCUCAAAAGCAGCGGGAUGAAAUACUCGAUUAUAUGUUCAAGCCUGACUUCGGUGCUGCUCUGCAGCUUCUUAAAGUGGAGAUCGGAGGAGACAUGCAGAGUACAGACGGUUCGGAAGCUUCCCACAUGCGCCAACCUGACGAAGAAAACUAUGAAAGAGGCUAUGAAUGGUGGAUUAUGCUGGAAGCUAAAAAGCGGAACCCCAAUAUCAAGCUGUACGGCCUGCCCUGGGGUUGGCCUGGCUGGGUGGGAGGGGACACAGGGGACGUGUACGCCAACCCUGAACAGACAGCCAUGUACAUUGUCAAGUGGAUCCUGGGUGCCAAGUCGAAAUACGGACUCUACAUCGACUACAUUGGUAUAUGGAAUGAGAGCCGGUACACGACCACCUACAUAAAGGUCCUCCGGAAGAUGCUAGACCAACAUGAUCUUCAGAACACCCUGAUUGUUGCUGCAGAUAACGGCAGAGACUGGGACCAGAUAUCAUCUCAGGUUCUAGCUGAUCCAGACUUAGCUAACUCUAUGUAUGCUAUUGGUGUGCAUUAUCCUGGGACCAACAGCUCUCUGCUAGCUUUGGACACUGGAAAACCACUGUGGGCCUCAGAAGAUGCUUCUCGCAGCCUAUUUUUACGCUGGAAUUUAAACUAUGUCAACGGAUUCAUGACUGGUACAGUAAUAUGGCCAGUACUGUCGGCGUUCUAUGAGGGUCUUCCUCACCAAGGGGCUGGCUUCAUGAACGCCUCAGAACCAUGGAGCGGCUUCUACACAGUUCCAGUUGAUGUGUAUCUUGCAGCUCACAGUACCCAGUUCACGAGACCUGGUUGGACGUACUUGAGACACGGUUCCGGGGUCGGUAGAUUCAGUAAUGGCGGCAUAUACGUGUCUUUGGUCAGCCCGGAUCAGAAGGACUUCACCAUUGUCAUUGAGACAGUUAAUGACAGCACUACUGGUAUUCCAGCUGAUUCAGAGAAUGUCACCUUGCAGCUUCAAGGCAGCUUUGCUUCGAUUACAACGCUGACUGUUUGGUUCACUCAGCUGAACAUAUAUAAUCUUUCAGACUCUUACGUCUUUGAGAAACAACCACCUAUGCAGGUCAUAGAUGGGAAGAUAAACAUGAACCUUGGCGUAAACCAGGUGUACACACUGACCACCCUGACGACAGGAGGCAAGGGCUCCUACCCUCCUCCUCCUUCGUCUAAGCCAUUCCCUCUGCCAUAUAUGGAUGAUUUUAAUGGUUACAGUGAGUAUGAGGAACCGUACAUGAUAUCUCCUCAAACUGGAGCAUAUGAAGCCACGACAGUGGGUGGUGAACAUGACAAGGUGAUGAGGCAGGUGACCACACGGAGGCCGGUGUCCUGGUCCACUUGGUGUCCAAUAGAACAGGCUGGAGUAUCGCUGGCAGUGGUAGGCGAAUAUUACUGGUCUGAGACAUACAUCCAGUGCCAAGUGUCAAUCAACUUGACGUCACCUGUCAGAGCCGAGGGCGUGUUCCUGGCCGCCAGAGUGGAUCAUGGAGGGUGUCACGCGGACAACAACACAGGGGUCUUCUUUUACUUCUACCCAGAGAACAAGACGUAUCUGAUCAGCUCUGAUCUUGAGAGGAAGCACGUCCUUACCAAAGGAAUCAUCAACAAUGUUAACAUAUUAGAGUGGAAUGUGAUCGGCCUGUUUGUUCAGGGGACGACAGCGGCGGCAUUUGUCAAUGGUGAAAGUCUUUUCCACGGAACACCAGUUCCUGCAACAAUUAAGUCUGGAUUUGCUGGUCUCGGAACGGCCAGUUUUGGAGAAGCUGACUUUGAUAACUUUAUGAUUUCUCAACCUGAAGAAGGGAUUAGAAGAAUGAAAGAGUCAUACAAGAAACAAAAGAUAUAAAAAAUAGAUAUUUCAUGCCCCUUAUUGGUUCUCUGUACCGAAGGAACCACGGUUUUUUCAGUUUCUGUCCAUAUUCCUUACAAGGCAUACAAAUGACAGGAGACAGUUCCAGCUUAAUUCUUUGUGAAUUCAAUAAUAAAAUAAAUACGUGCUAACUUUA